CGCCGAGGCCGGACGCUCCGCCCGCCGCCCGCCUCCCGGAGAUGAGGGGAAGAUGUCGGUGUCCGGGCUCAAGGCCGAGCUGAAGCGCCUGGCGUCCAUCUUCGACCCGAGCCACGAGCGGUUCCGCAUCGUCAGCUGGAAGCUGGACGAGCUGCACUGCCAGUUCCUGGUGCCGCCGCCGCCCGGCAGCCCGCGCCCGCCGCGCCCGCUCACGCUGCACUGCAACAUCACGGAAUCGUACCCAUCUUCCUCCCCAAUAUGGUUUGUGGACUCCGAUGACCCAAAUCUAACAUCAGUUUUGGAACAUCUAGAAGAAAACAAGAGCAACAAUUCGCUUCGCCAGCAGUUGAAGUGGCUGAUCUGUGAGCUCUGCCGAUUGUACCGCCUUCCCCAGCACCUGGACGUGGAGAUGCUGGACGAGCCCCUCCCCGCGGGCCAGAAUGGAGCACCGGAAGAGGAGCCCUCAGAAGAGGAGGAGGAGGAGGAGAUGGCGGAAGAUAUCGAAGACUUGGAUCACUAUGAGAUGAAGGAAGAAGAGCUUAGAAAUGGGAAAAUGGCAGAGGAUGAAGGAAUUGAAAAAGAAAAUUUAGCAAUAUUAGAGAAAAUUAGGAAAACUCAAAGGCAAGACCACUUAAAUGGUGCAGUGUGCGGUUCAGUGCAAGCCUCAGAUAGACUUAUGAAAGAACUCAGGGACAUAUACCGAUCGCAGAGCUACAAGUCAGGGGCCUACUCGGUGGAGCUCAUCAACGACAGCCUGUACAACUGGCACGUGAAGCUGCGCAAGGUCGACCCCGACAGCCCUCUGCACAGCGACCUUCAGAUCCUCAAGGAAAAAGAAGGCAUCGAACACAUUCUGCUCUGCUUCUCUUUCAAGGAUAACUUCCCAUUCGAUCCUCCCUUUGUUCGAGUGGUCUUUCCCGUCCUCUCCGGAGGGUACGUGUUGGGAGGAGGCGCACUGUGCAUGGAGCUUCUCACCAAGCAGGGCUGGAGCAGCGCCUACUCCAUCGAGUCCGUCAUCAUGCAGAUCAACGCCACCCUGGUCAAGGGCAAGGCCCGGGUGCAGUUCGGGGCGAAUAAGAAUCAGUAUAACCUCGCCCGAGCCCAGCAGUCCUACAACUCCAUCGUGCAGAUCCACGAGAAGAACGGCUGGUACACGCCCCCGAAGGAAGAUGGCUAGCCGGCGCCCACCGUGCGACUGCCGAGACCUCCCCAGCGCCCCGACACCGCCUUGAGUGCCAGCCACGGGGCCCGCCGACGCGCAGCGGGGCGCCCCUGCCUGCUCCCCGUCCUCCCCAGUGGAGCGGAGCGGCAGCCUCGUCCCCGCCAGCCCCCGCCCGCGCC
Molecule: messenger RNA, 1341 nt
Organism: Perognathus longimembris pacificus (Pacific pocket mouse)
Lineage: Eukaryota; Metazoa; Chordata; Mammalia; Rodentia; Heteromyidae
Gene: Ube2q2
Product: ubiquitin conjugating enzyme E2 Q2
Exons: 13
Coding region: 53-1177 (374 amino acids)
Source: RefSeq, a predicted model, not a curated record